AUGCUGUCCGCCUUCCGCAGCGCGCUCAAAACCUUCGCCGUGUCACCGCAAACCUUCCUCCAUCUCCCGCCCUUGCCGCCAUCAGCAUCAUCAGCAUGCACACACGUGCACGUCCUCGACUCCUCGUUCAACCCGCCGACGCUGGCGCACCUCUCGCUCGCUUUGUCCUCACUCUCGUCACUCUCCGCCCACCCCCACCCCACACCCACAAACCCUAGCAACACACGGCUCCUGCUCCUCCUCGCGACGCAAAACGUGGACAAGCCCACGUCGCCCGCGCCCUUCGAGGACCGGCUAGCGAUGAUGGCGCUCCUGUCGCGGUCCCCGGCCAUCUCCGUGCCCGUGGACAUAGCGCUCACGAAGCACGCGCGGUUCCUGGACAAGGCGCGCGACUUGGCGGAUGCGUAUCCCGGCGCCGAGCAGGUGUACCUCAUCGGCUACGAUACGCUCAUUCGCCUGCUAGAUGGGAAAUACUAUCCCACGGGCAUGGGGGAGCUGGCGAAGUUUUUUAAAAGGAACCAGGUGGUCUGUACCAUGAGGGAGGGUGCCUGGGGGGAGCAAGGGCAGAGGGAGUUCUUGGAGAGUGUGAAGAGGGGCGAGAGGGAGAAGGAGGGGUGUAGGAGGGAGUGGGCGCAGAGGAUUACGCUGGUUGAGGGGAGGGAGGAGGGGAGGGGCGUUUCUUCGACUAAAGUUAGGGAGGCGGUGAAGAGCGGGGAUGUUAACGCGCUGGAGAGGCUGCUGACUAAAGAGGUCGCCGAGUAUGUGCGGGAGAGGGGGCUCUAUACUGAUGUGUAGAGGGCCCGCGGGAUUUGUAGAUGUGGCUUGCGGGUGUGUGGGGAUUUAUACGGCGUUAUGCGAUACCGGGAGUGUGCUAUUUGCAGAUAUUGCGGACUGAAAUCAUGGAGCUAUGGAAGUACGUUUGCCAUUGACAUCCUCACGGGUUGCUGUAGGAUUGUAGCAUCCAUCGGCGCUU
Molecule: messenger RNA, 973 nt
Organism: Tricharina praecox
Lineage: Eukaryota; Fungi; Ascomycota; Pezizomycetes; Pezizales; Pyronemataceae
Product: cytidylyltransferase family protein
Exons: 1
Coding region: 1-795 (264 amino acids)
Cellular component (GO): cytoplasm; nucleus
Molecular function (GO): ATP hydrolysis activity; nicotinamide-nucleotide adenylyltransferase activity
Source: RefSeq, a predicted model, not a curated record